This is a messenger RNA of Ostreococcus tauri, 396 nucleotides long. RefSeq names its product Formate/nitrite transporter. Gene Ontology annotation, molecular function: high-affinity secondary active nitrite transmembrane transporter activity. The record is from RefSeq and is a predicted model, not a curated record. The transcript has a single exon. Gene Ontology annotation, biological process: nitrite transport; transmembrane transport. The coding region runs from base 1 to 396 and encodes 131 amino acids. Lineage: Eukaryota; Viridiplantae; Chlorophyta; Mamiellophyceae; Mamiellales; Bathycoccaceae. Gene Ontology annotation, cellular component: membrane.
AUGGCGGUCGCGGCGAUGACGGCGGCGUCGCCGGCGGCGUCGGCGGCGGCGAUCGGGAUCGCCACCGCGAAGGCGUCGCUGCCGUUCGGCGCGGCGUUCGCCAAAGGGCUCCUGUGCAACUGGCUCGUCACGCUGGCUGUGUGGGGGACGAUGGCGACGACGAGCACGGCGGGGAAGAUUUUGGCAAUCUUUUGGCCCAUCAUGACCUUCGUCGCGCUCGGUUUCGAGCACAGCGUGGCGAACAUGUUCUUGAUCCCGCACGGCAUGUUCCUCGGCGCCGACGUCACGUGGUCGCAGAUGAUCUUCGGUAACAUCAUUCCGGUCACGCUCGGUAACAUCGCGGGCGCCGUGCUCUUCACCGCUGGCGCGCACUGGAUCGCGUACGGAAAGAAGUAA